CGUCACGUCUAUGACCCAUGAGAUACUAACAGACGGAAUUUUCUGUUCUUGGCCAUUUCUACACAGAAAUCAAACAAGAUGUUCAAAUACCUCGGAGUGUUGUGUUUGUGCUUCCUGCUCAGUGGUGUCCAAGGUAACUUCCUAGAUGACCUCAAACAUUUUGGAGACAAUGCCCUGCACACUGCUUUGGACACGCUGAGUACUGAUGGCGUCAAAACCUUGGUGUCAUCUGCUGUCAGCGCCGCCGGAACUGCACUUUUGUCCUCUUUGUUUGGAAAGAGAGAAACCGCUGACGAGAUGAACCAAGCCCUGGAGCUUUUGAAACAGGAAUCAGAAAAAGUCCGUCAGAUUUUCCACAGUUAUGGCGGCCAGUUACAGACAGUGUAUGAUAAAAUAAAGGAUCUCAGCUACCUUGAACACAAUGCUCCGGAGUUCCUAGAUAACAUCGCUAAACUCAAGGGUCAGUACAACGCUGUUCUGGAUAAGAUUGUUGCAGAGUUCCACCAGAAGAUGAGUGAGAUCCAUCACUCCAGAAAGAGGGGACUUCUGGAUGGCUUCGCCGCAGCUUUCCAGAGCACUGUCGACAAUCUCAAACAGACCUUUGGUGGUGUUGCUGACCUUCUGCACGGAGGCGGAAGUGGCCUUUUGACCCAGCUGACCCAGCACCUCUCCGGAGCCACUGGUGGAGUAGGAGCUCAGCUGUCCAGUCUGAAGGAGACUGCAGCUCAACUCCUGGCUACCGGUCAGGAGACACUCCAAGGUGUCCAUGAAACUGGAACAGGUACCCUCGAUCAACUUCACAGCGGUCUGACCGGAGCUGGAUCACAACUUGUGGAUACACUGCUGCACCCCGCAGGCACAAAAUAGACGUCAGAUUACUUUGUAAUGAAAUAUAAUUAAUACAAUAAAUAUUUU
This is a messenger RNA of Saccostrea cuccullata (small rock oyster), 915 nucleotides long. RefSeq lists its product as uncharacterized. The transcript has 7 exons. NCBI's taxonomy places the organism in Eukaryota, Metazoa, Mollusca, Bivalvia, Ostreida, Ostreidae. The record is from RefSeq and is a predicted model, not a curated record. The coding region runs from base 79 to 867 and encodes 262 amino acids.